ACGAGAGUUACAGUGGACAGACAUGGCAACAUUAAACAUACUUAGGUUUUUAAAAACGUUUGAAGGAUUAAAGCAUGCACACAGCUUAAUAUCAAACGGACAAAGUCUUGCGUCUGGAGUUUCGUGUUUCGCUUUAGCGCGAUGUUUCACUUCUCACAAUCAGGACAUGAAGGGCGUGUUUCAUAAAGCAGCCAAAGCAAACCUGACACUGAACUACAGGUGUUUCUGCACUGUUACAGCCAGCAGAGUUUGCUGGAACUGUGGAUCUUCUACGGAGUUAUUUUUCUGUUCAUCCUGUAAAGUCAUCCAGCCUCCCCAUGACAUCAUCAAUUAUUUUCAGAUAUUGAACUGUGAAGAAACGUUUUCCUUGGACACCAAGAAACUUCAGAAACGAUUUGUUGAACUACAAAGAUAUCUUCAUCCUGACAACUUCAGCCAGAAAUCAUUGAAAGAACAAGAGUAUUCAGAAACGCAGUCAGCCCUGGUGAACAAAGCUUACAGAACGCUACAGAAACCUCUGAGUCGGGCCAUCUACAUGCUGGAGCUGCGAGGCGUUUUAUUGGAGGAGGGUACGGAUGCCACUGCCGACCCUGCGAUUCUCCUCGAGGUCAUGGAGGUCAACGAGAGCCUCGCAGAGACUCAGAACCAAGAUGAGGUCGACGCUAUCGGGCAGUCAGUGCGAGAUAAACUAAAGGAUUUGACUGAACAGAUGAAUUCGUCUCUGAACAAAGGUGAUCUGCUGACCGCCAAAGGCCUUCUGGUCCAAAUGAAGUACUUGUCAAAUAUAGAGGAGAAGGUGAAAAAGAGAAUUACAGAGAGUUGGUAAGGGAGCGUGAACAAUUGUAAAUAAUUUAAACUUCUUUGUUUUGUCAGCCCCAGCGCUGUUAAAGCGUCACACUUGUGUUUGCACAUUUUAAUUGUACUAUUUAAUGUUGUUUGUGUAGGCUGUAUUAUUAUUGUUGGCAACUGAAUAAAUACACUUAUUUUAAUCUAUUGUCAAAGGCAGUGUUUUUCAUUGUAAGGGUAAUGUAUUAAAGAUAUGAAAUA
Messenger RNA from Triplophysa rosa, 1047 nucleotides. It is a transcript of the gene hscb, whose product is annotated as HscB mitochondrial iron-sulfur cluster cochaperone. The record is from RefSeq and is a predicted model, not a curated record. Bases 23 to 826 code for a protein of 267 amino acids. Lineage: Eukaryota; Metazoa; Chordata; Actinopteri; Cypriniformes; Nemacheilidae. Gene Ontology annotation, molecular function: protein-folding chaperone binding; ATPase activator activity. Gene Ontology annotation, biological process: protein complex oligomerization; [2Fe-2S] cluster assembly. The transcript is spliced from 6 exons. Gene Ontology annotation, cellular component: mitochondrion.